AUGGCUUCGAAAACGCCCCGGCAACAAACUCUGUAUAUCCCACCGGAGGUCUUGGAAAUCAUCAUCGGCAGCAUCGACGACUCACAUUAUCUGCCCCGAGUAUGGCUCAACUUUCGACAAGUAUCGCGAGUCUUCAAAAACAUCACCGAGCGCGUCUUUGUCCAAGAGCACCUCCGAUAUAGUCGAAUUACGAACGUUCGACUCGACUUCUUCUUCUUUACCCCUCGAGGAUCCUUAAUAAGCGCUAAAGACGAAAGAUUCGACUUGGAUUUUGAUCAUCUCGUGGAGGAUGGAGAUCGAGCUGUUUACACCGAAAAGUUCUUCUCCGCCGAUCUCGAGAAGAGACACACUGUUGGCCAGUUGAGAGGAAAAGCCACAGCCGGAGACCUGCUCGACGGCCUCCGCGGCGGUUGGGCAGCCUCUCACAAGCGCGCGACGGUAUCGAACACAUCCUGCCAUAAACUGGCCGAACGCCCACUACCCCACGUCUUCUCACUGAGGGGUAUUGCCAAUGAUACCGAAUUGCCCGGUGUUAACCACGAUUUCGAAGGGCUGGAGAUGUCAUUUCUCUGGAAACCAGCUUUGAGCAAGCUUUUCGGGGAGGAAGAGCAUAUCAGGCGACUGGAAGAGCCCAUGUUUCGGAACAUUCCUCGUGGGAAGCAAGAAGAAGCGUAUAAUACCAGGAAGAGUCACCACUCGAUCUUUGUUUGCCAAUCGAACAGCAAUAUCGGAGCGUUGAACGAGGCGCGGAGACUCCGCAGGAUAUCAGGAUUACAAAAGAAUGACUUGACGGUCAUGGAGCGUAAGAUAUUGUUUGGAGGCAGGCCUUGGUUAGCGAAGGAGUCUGAAGUGCUGGCCAUAAGAAAUGGCUUCAGCAAGUCCGAUUUGACAAACGUGAAGCUCACGGCUCUCCUCGGGACGGGAAUGGAAAAUUUCAGCGGUGAUAUUGAGUUUCCCGCAGGCAAAGAUACUGGCGGCGAGAGCGUGGUCGAAGACGGGAACCACAAAGUUUACCCGUGUCGUGUUAUCAUCAACAACGAACGUCAUUUCAUUUUUGAUCAAAUAUCUAGCACCAAAGGUUAA
This is a messenger RNA of Colletotrichum karsti, 1083 nucleotides long. RefSeq lists its product as uncharacterized. Lineage: Eukaryota; Fungi; Ascomycota; Sordariomycetes; Glomerellales; Glomerellaceae. The transcript has a single exon. The record is from RefSeq and is a predicted model, not a curated record. The coding region runs from base 1 to 1083 and encodes 360 amino acids.